AUGCCAGCUGCCAUCAAUGGGUUUUGUUUGUUUGCGCAGGAAUUACGAACCAAAAUAACAGGACGUAGGCAUUACUAUCAGGACGAUGUAAUUUCACCUUAUUUGAUCCGUAUCAUAACACCACUAUGGGAACGCCUUACAAGUGAGGAGAAGAAGAUUUGGAAGGAUCGGGCAAAAAUGAAACGUCAGAUUGAGGAAUAUUUCACUUUGUUGCAUCGGCCAAGAAUGAUGGUGAAACGAAAGAAAUACGAAAAUGGAGUGGUGGAUGAAGAAAUUGAUGAAACUGAUAACGGAGCACAAAGUGAGAGACUUGAUGAAUUUGAUGAAAACGAUUAUCCAGAAGAUUCAAUGAUCGGUGUCCCGUUAAAUGAGAAGGAUUACGAUUCAGAAGAAAAUAGUAUCAGUCAAUGGACUUACAAGGAGAAGUAUGAAAAUGAUAAGAGACAAGUGCUUGCAUAUCUACGCACUCUUAAUGGAUUGGAUGAAAUUCGAAGAGCUCGAUUUUUGUUUAUUUCGGUGCAAACGUAUGGAGACAUAGAUGGUAUAUGCAUUCCUGCUGAAAUUGCAAUUUGUGAAUUUAAUCUGAAGCACGGUAUUAUUGAUAAGUACACAUCGAUUGUUGGACCGUGGCGUUUGAACGAUGAAAUACAACGACGAAGAGCUGAAUUUCAUGCAAACGAAACACACCAAAUUCACUUAGAUAUGUUCGAUAGAAAAAUAUUCAAAGUUCCAACUCAAAACUCGUGUUUGAGAGAAAUUUUGGGUCGCUGUGAACCAGUCAUUGCGCAAUACCAAGGCGUUUUUGUUGGCCUCUAUCGUGAUGGAAUUGUUGAAUUCGACAAUGAUGUGGAACAGCGGGUUUUGGUAGCCUCCUACAAUAAUAGUCGUGAUAAAGGUGUUUACCAUCGAAGAACACCUCAACGCGGUAAUGGUAGCAAUGGUAACAGUUGCAGCAAUCGAACAUAUACAACAUAUUACAACAAAGAAAAGCGAGUGAAGUUCACCAAAGGUUCCACAAAUGGUUAUCAUGGGUCCAAACGUCUAGAACAAGCAAGACCAAUUUUUGUGGCCAACAAAGAAGGACGUCGUUGGUUAAUUUGUCUUAAUCAUGAAUACGAGAAAAUACGUGCAAGCCUCGAAUAUCUUAAACAAGCACAGGGACUCUCUUAUAAUGGAUUUCCUACAACAGCAGAUCGUUUCUGGUACGCUAAUGCUGUGGUUGAUGCUCUUGCGGAAUAUGCUAACGGUGCACCUGAUUCGGAAUACAAAUUAUGGAUGGAUGUCUUUGGAAAAAGACAACCAUUUGAGUUUAACACACCAUGGGAACGUCGGGCCAAUGUAUUUUGCCGAAUGCAUGGCGUAACACGAAAUUGUUGUUGCGCUUCCGCAACUGCCAUUCGAAGUUGCUUUGCGAUCUUUUUUGCACUUCGUGAACUUCUGGACCUAAAUUUGGAUGAUUGA
This is a messenger RNA of Acanthocheilonema viteae, 1461 nucleotides long. Lineage: Eukaryota; Metazoa; Nematoda; Chromadorea; Rhabditida; Onchocercidae. The record is from the annotation of a GenBank genome assembly.